Molecule: messenger RNA, 534 nt
Organism: Entrophospora candida
Lineage: Eukaryota; Fungi; Glomeromycota; Glomeromycetes; Entrophosporales; Entrophosporaceae
Source: the annotation of a GenBank genome assembly
AUGAAUAAUAAUAAUAGUGAUUAUAUGGAUAUUUUUUCACCAGCCAAGGCUGUUUCUUCUAGUAGUGAUAGUAACGAUAGUAAUAUUAAUACACCUAUUAAGGAUUCUGACACCACUAAUAUUAUUAUUAACGGUAACAUCAAUAACAAAGUCGAAAAUAACAUUGAUAUUAAUAUAGAAGACACCAACAAUUCUAGCAGAAGAAAUUCAAUAAUAAUAAAUAAUAACGAUAGUAACAUUGAUAGUAAUAGUAGUAAUAGUUUACCAGAUACUACUACAUCAAAUUUUCAACAUAAAGUUCUUGAAAAUGUUAUUAAUGAAUGUUUGGAAGAUUUUAAAACUUCAUUACAUAGAGAUAUAAUGGAUAUGCAUGUAGAAUUAAUAAGACAAUUUCAUAUUCAACAGAAUAGUAUUGAAGGAAUGUUAAAAUGUUAUUGUAAUGAUAUGAAUGAAUUGAGAGAAGAAGUUAAAAGGUUAAAAGAAGAAAACAAUUUGUUAAAAAAGAAAAUAUCUAAUGAUAAGUUUUAUCUUUAA